AUGGCUCGUAUAAUAAGCAAAUUAGUAUAAAUAAAAUACUAUAUAGUUUUCUGAUUCUUCUGCUUCAGAAAAGGACUUACCUCAUGGCUUUGCUGAAUAAAUUUUACAACAUGAUAUUAAUUUUGUGUUAAGCAAUUUUACGAAUUUAGAUGCCUUGAAUCAUUUGGUAUAAUUAUAUAUGGUAAAUUUAUUACUGAUGUUUGUUUAGAAAGGAGUUGAAUAUUAUGAAUCUUUACAAGAUCGAAAAUAAGAAUAUUUUAAAUACAAACUACAUUGGUUGAUGAGUCAUCCAAAUUUAUUAUAAGAAAAAUCAAAAAAAGUAGAAAUGCAUUAUCCAUCUAUUCAAGAAAAAUUACUAUAAAAAAUAGAGCCAGAUGAGAAAAAUUAAGUUCAAUAAUUAAUUACAAAUAUUCAAUAGGAUAAAUAAAAUCAUUUGAAAUUAUAAAAAGUAUAUUUAAAUAAUUCUAUUUCAGCUUAUAUCUAAUGAAAUAAAUGAUUAACAAUAAAGAAUCAAUAGUAGACUAAGAUAGAGAUCUACUUCAAAGAAUGAAAGAGAUAUUAAAUAAUAAUAACCAUAAAUUUAUCAUAAUCAACAUUAUAAUAAUUAAAUUCAGAGCCUUUAAUAACAGCAAAUCAAGGAAGCUAGACCUGAAGAAGAAUAAUCAUAUGUUUAUUCAAAACAUAUAUCACCCCAUAAAUGAAGU
Paramecium pentaurelia is the source of this 704-nucleotide messenger RNA. The record is from the annotation of a GenBank genome assembly. NCBI's taxonomy places the organism in Eukaryota, Ciliophora, Oligohymenophorea, Peniculida, Parameciidae.